CGGUUUUGCCCUUUAUAAACCCUCUCCUCUCCUUCCUAUCUCUCGCACCCUGAAACCCUAGCUCUACUCGAAGCGGCGUCAUGGCCCCGAAGAGAGGUGGGAAGGCCCCGGUCGCGGCGAAGAAGAAGACGGAGAAGGUCGUGAAUCCGUUGUUCGAGAAGAGGCCGAAGCAGUUCGGGAUCGGCGGGGCCCUGCCGCCGAAGAGGGACCUCACCCGCUUCGUGAAGUGGCCGAAGGUGGUGCGGAUCCAGCGGCAGAGGAGGAUCCUCAAGCAGAGGUUGAAGGUGCCCCCGGCGUUGAACCAGUUCACCAGGACCCUUGAUAAGAACCUCGCUACCAACCUAUUCAAAAUGCUUUUGAAGUACCGCCCUGAAGACCGAGCUGCUAAGAAGGAGCGGCUUCUGAAUAGAGCUAAGGCUGAGGCUGAAGGAAAGACUGUCGAAUCUAAAAAGCCCAUUGUGGUGAAAUAUGGCCUCAACCACGUUACCUACCUCAUCGAGCAGAAAAAGGCACAGUUGGUAGUCAUAGCCCAUGACGUCGACCCGAUCGAACUUGUUGUUUGGCUUCCUGCGUUGUGUAGGAAAAUGGAGAUCCCUUACUGCAUCGUCAAGGGAAAAGCGCGGCUUGGAGCGAUUGUUCACAAGAAGAACGCAGCUGUCCUCUGUUUGACCACAGUCAAGAAUGAAGAUAAGCUCGAAUUCAGCAAGAUCCUUGAGGCUAUUAAGGCGAACUUCAACGACAAGUUUGACGAGAUCAGGAAGAAGUGGGGCGGCGGUAUUAUGGGAUCGAAAUCACAAGCAAAAACAAAGGCUCGCGAAAAGCUUCUCGCGAAGGAAGCUGCUCAGAGGAUGAGCUAGAUUUUUCUCUUCAAAUUUUGGUUUUCAUGUUUUCUACUUAGUUUGGGGCAGGAACUUUAGCAGUGGUGGUAAUCGUAGUCGCCUGAAUCGGACAAAAGAGUUUUUGUUGUUGCUUUGAGGAACUCAAAUAUGCCAUUUUUUUUUUUUCAAGUCUCUUUUUAAAAUUCUAAGGUAAUACACUUUGGAUUUGGGCUUUAGAUGAUUGAAUAUUUGAAUUGUGUUUUUUAUUUUUAAUGAAUAUUUUCCUGUUGCCACUCAGUUCCAAA
Molecule: messenger RNA, 1123 nt
Organism: Ananas comosus (pineapple)
Lineage: Eukaryota; Viridiplantae; Streptophyta; Magnoliopsida; Poales; Bromeliaceae
Product: 60S ribosomal protein L7a-1-like
Exons: 7
Coding region: 81-857 (258 amino acids)
Biological process (GO): ribosome biogenesis
Cellular component (GO): ribonucleoprotein complex
Source: RefSeq, a predicted model, not a curated record